This is a messenger RNA of Peronospora farinosa, 453 nucleotides long. The record is from the annotation of a GenBank genome assembly. Lineage: Eukaryota; Oomycota; Peronosporomycetes; Peronosporales; Peronosporaceae.
AUGCUACAUUCGCUGUAUAUCAUUAACAAGGCCGGGGGGCUCAUCUAUCACCAGGACUUGAGCCCUGCAGCGCCCAAGCUGAGCUCAAAUGACCACUUACGUCUAGGCUCUACCUUUCAUAGUAUGCACGCCAUUGCAGCAUUAGCAGCACCUACUCAUUCCGGUGGAAUCGACAGUCUCGAGACCGGCACUUUUCGUCUCCAAUGUCUUCAGACGCCUACGGGUAUUAAAUUCUUUAUCACAGCAGCAUUGGGGACGCCUGAUCUUGAUGUGGCAUUGCAGACUGUAUACGAACUAUACGUGGACUACGUACUAAAGAAUCCAUUCUAUGAGCUGGAGAUGCCAAUCCGCUGCAGCCUCUUUAAUACUGGACUCAAGAGGUUUGUGGACAAGUUUAAUCUGGACAAUGGAAGACGUCGCCCACAGGACAGCAGCGGCACCGAAUUCUACUGA